GGUGCAGCUCCAAGACUUUGUGUGGCAGCGGCAGUCACAAGGUUUUGGGACCAGUUCCCGCCGCAAAAAAAUUGUGAGACACACGAGAAGCACGUGUAGUGGGUGGUCCUCGGCACACUGCUUUCACGUGGCUCUAGCGAGCGCCGAGCCCAGCCGUCAGUCCAGUGUGGCAACAACAGGAGACAACAUCAGCAUGGCUGCGGAGAUGGAGCCCUCGGAUGUGAUCCGCCUGAUAAUGCAGUACCUCAAGGAGAACAACCUCUACCGAACACUGACCACCUUACAGGAGGAAACCACCGUCUCGCUCAACACAGUGGAAAGCAUCGACAGCUUCAUUGCAGACAUAAAGAGCGGCCACUGGGACUCCGUCCUACUGGCUAUCGAGUCCCUCAAGUUGCCUGACAACAUACUUAUUGACCUUUAUGAGCAGGUUGUAAUGGAGCUCAUUGAAAUGAGAGAGGUGGGAGCAGCUCGCUCACUCCUCCGACAAACCGACCCCAUGAUCAUGUUGAAGCAGACGCAGCCAGAGAGGUACAUCCAUUUGGAGAACCUGCUAACAUGCUCCUACUUUGACCCCUGUGAGGCGUACCCGAAAGGUGGCAGCAAGGAGAAGCGGCGCAGAGCAAUAGCCGAGGCGCUGGUGAGGGAGGUCAGCGUGGUGCCCCCUUCCCGUCUCAUGGGGCUCCUGGAACAAGUCGGCUCCAUGAAAAUACAGCAGUAUCCGAGUCACCUCUCCCCCGACAUGACCAUCGACACAUUUGGCAUCAAGGACAGACAUGAGGAGAAGGAGAGAUUUCCAACACAGCUGUACCGACACAUCAAGUUUGGGCGGCGGUCACAUGUGGAGUGUGCCCGUUUCUCUACUGAUGGAAAGUACUUAAUCACUGGAUCAGUGGACGGGUUCAUCGAGGUCUGGAACUUUAACACUGGGAAAAUUAGUAAGGAUUUAAAGUACCAGGCCCAAGAUAGCUUCAUGAUGAUGGACGAUGCUGUGCUGUGUAUGGGCUUCAGUCAGGAUACAGAUCUACUGGCAACUGGUGCUCAGAAUGGCAAAAUAAAGGUGUGGAAGAUCCAGAGAGGCUUGUGCCUGCGCAGGUUUGAACAUGCUCACAACAAAGGUGUGACCUGUCUGAGCUUCUCCAGGGACAACAGCAUGAUCCUCAGUGCCUCCUUCAACCAAACCAUCAGAAUACAUGAGCUGAGGUCAGGCAAGACACUAAAGGAGUUAAAUGGCCAUUCAUCGUUCGUAAAUGAUGCCUCUUUCACUCAAGAUGGAUUUCACAUCAUCAGCGCCUCAUCUGAUGGCACAGUUAAGAUAUGGAAUACAAAAUCCUGCGAAUGCAUCCACACUUACAAAAAUCUGUCCCGGACAUCAGAAGUCCCCGUCAACAACGUGAUUCCUCUACCCCAAAAUCCAGAGCACUUUGUCAUUUGUAACCACUCCAACACGGUGGUCAUCAUGAGCAUGCACGGUCAGACUAUGAAGACCUUCAGCUCUGAUAGAAAGGAAAGGGCCGACUUUGUGUGCUGCACCCUGUCACCCCGAGGGGAGUGGAUUUACUGUGUGGGAGAGGACUUAGUGCUGUACUGCUUCAACUAUACGACUGGGAGGCUGCAGAAAACUCUGACAGUUCACGAGAAAGACGUAAUUGGCAUCGCUCACCAUCCACAUGAGAAUCUGAUUGCCACAUACAGUGAGGAUGGCCUCCUAAGGCUUUGGAAACCUUAAACUGUCUCCUGCAAACGUGAUAUGGAAGACCCAGAGAGCCUUACACGGGGUUAUACAGCAAUUUACUCAUUUUCUAUUAAAUCAAAAAGAUGGUCUAAUAAAACAAAUUCAUCACAAGGUCCAUUAAAUAGCUGGUCUGGAGCUUUCAGGUCAUAUCAGAAGGAUUUCUAGUUGUAAUGGAACUGCAGAUGUUAACAUUUCUGCACUUUAACUUCUUCUUGUCAAUGUUGGCACAAAAGUUGAGGUUCCAAAUUAUAAUUGUUUUACUUCGGAAAACAACAGUUUAGAAGAUUCCUUGACAAAUGGGCAAACUCCUUCUGGUGAUGAAUAUCAUGUGAUAUGACUGAAAGCACCACAACAGCUACUAAAUGGACCUUGUGGUGAAGUUGUUUUCUGAAGCUGCUGUUUCCAAGGUCAAAACAUGAACUCCGCAUUUUCUGCCAAUUAUUGACAGCCAAUGAGAGAGUUUGUUAUGUCUGAUGGUGGAUUAGAAAGAUUUUGCUACAUAAUGGGGAAAGUGGCAAAAUAAUACAGUUAGCAAAUGAAAAAGCAAAUUACGGAAACAAUCUUUUUAAUCUCUUUUUAAAAAUUAAAGGAUAAGGCCUUCGAUAUUCUUUAUUUUCAUAUUGUCAAUGAAUCCCAUGAAAAGACCACAACCAACAAUAUAUUCCAUAUUAUCCACCAUGUCUGUGGAUCUCAGGCCAAGUCCUUUGGUUCCUACUGAAGAUGUCAAUCUUAAAAAGCAGGUCACAAACAAAGAGCUUCAUUUAUUUAAAAAAAGCUAAAUGUAUAUAUAUUUUUUAACAAAUGUUGUAACAAACAUGAGUAAAGAAUGCAUUUGUUUGGGACUAGUUUCAGCUGCAGAUGAAUACACACUUGGUGCUCUAUGAGUAUUUACAGCAGAAGAACGGUGCAUGGGGAUGCCCUCUAAAUAAACUACAGUACCCAUGUUCAUGGUAAUAAAUGAACAGGUCGACUAGUGGAACAUUGUGGCUCACUGAUUUGUUUUUUUUAUAGUUUUUUGGAUAAAAAUGGAAGUCUAUGGCUUUGGAUCCGCAGGCGCACGUGGGGGCAAUUCAGUUUUGGUUUUGUUCUUUUCAUUUGACAAAAAGAAACAUAUAGAAUAUCACUUAAGUAUCCUUUAAGUAUAUUGUUACAAUAAUUUAUAAACUCUAAAUGAGUCUUAAUUAAUAUAUUUUUAAUACAUAUAUUUGACAAUUAUUUAUACAUUAUUUUUCAAAUUUGUUUUAUUUAUUGGUUGAUUAAUCUGUAAGGUCUUUGCUUUAAAAAAGUUAACAAUACUGUACACACACACACACACACACACACACACACACACACACACACACUUCCUCAUGAAUCCAACUUCACCAGUGCAGUUUGAAUCCCUAUUUUCAUAUCUUCUGUCUUUAUUAGAUGAAUGAAAAUGCAUGAUGGUGAACUGUUGUGGAAAUAUUUAUAAUAAAAAAACGCCUCUUGUUUGGGCAUAAACAAACAACAUCAGGUAUGUGAUGUGUCAGCUUUGGUUUAUAAUACUUUUGUAACUUUGAU
This is a messenger RNA of Cottoperca gobio, 3280 nucleotides long. RefSeq names its product WD40 repeat-containing protein SMU1-like. The transcript is spliced from 12 exons. The record is from RefSeq and is a predicted model, not a curated record. Gene Ontology annotation, molecular function: protein binding. Gene Ontology annotation, biological process: mRNA splicing, via spliceosome. Bases 194 to 1729 code for a protein of 511 amino acids. Lineage: Eukaryota; Metazoa; Chordata; Actinopteri; Perciformes; Bovichtidae.